Molecule: messenger RNA, 757 nt
Organism: Hibiscus syriacus
Lineage: Eukaryota; Viridiplantae; Streptophyta; Magnoliopsida; Malvales; Malvaceae
Exons: 3
Coding region: 161-742 (193 amino acids)
Source: RefSeq, a predicted model, not a curated record
AGAGCAGGGUACUAAAUCAGAUUGAUAGCAAUUGCGCUUGGUAUUUCCCGUUAACUUGAUCGCUCAAAUCUGAGAGUAUCCAAUUUUUCAUCAUCUCAUCUCAGAGUCUCGGACAUAGGAGACUACCAAAAACUCUCUAAGAAAACAAUCCCAAAUAGACAUGGAGCAGGAGAAGGGACAAGACGCGCCGCCGUCCACUUCUCCCACAUCGACACCACCUCUUCUUCCUCCGCCUCCGCCAUCUUCAUCAUACGCGUUGUUCUUAACGAUUAUGAGCAAAAGGAGAACAUGGGUAUUUCUGUUUGUUCUGGUUUACGCUAUCCUUUUAGUUUCUUCGUGGAAUUCCCUGAAAUCGAUACUUUCUUGGUACAAAUACCAAUCCCGAUCCUCUUCUCCUUCUUCCUGUUGGCCUGCCCUCUAUGCGUCCGUCCUCCUCGGUGCCGUUUUCGGGCUGCUUUCCAUGGUUGCGGCGCUGGCUGUGGCGGUGCCGGCCACUCUGGUCACGUGGAUAACUAUUGUGGUCUUGCUCGCUUUCUUUGGGAAACCAAAACGGACCUUGGUGCUCGAAGGAAGGAAAAUCACUAUAGAAAUCGCUAGCUUCGUGUUCAAGAUUUUGUUGAAGGAAGGGAACCUUGUGGCUGCUGUUUGUGCCGUUUUGGGUUACUUCGCAUUCGUCAGGAAGAACUCCGAGCAAUACGGUGUAACGAAGAUCGUUGCGUGCAGGCAAGCCAACCAAUCAUGAAUGCCUUGGACAUAA